UUUUCUCUGAAAGCUGGUUGGCGCGGUAUUCUUGCGUAACCUGUACCCUCAACAAAGAUGGUCGAUUGGCCCACGUUGACGGGUAUGCAUGACGUUCUCCGCGCGCACAGGAAAGCUCAUACCUUGAGUAAGAUUUUGUUGGUCGUAAAAGUGCUACUGGACUCAAACUGGGUUCUGUUAUUUCAGACCACCACGGCUGCCCACGUGGAUCCGUCUGCUUAAUAGCUGGGACUUUCGCGGGGCGAGUGACCCGGCAUGUCCGUUUUCCACGACGAAGUGGAGAUCGAGGACUUCGAGUACGAUGAGGAGAGUGAGACCUACAGUUACCCGUGUCCGUGCGGAGACCGCUUCCUCAUCACGCGGGAAGAUCUGGAGAAUGGUGAAGACGUGGCCACCUGCCCUAGUUGUUCGCUCAUAGUGAAAGUAAUCUAUGACAAGGAACAGUUUAUGUGUGGUGAAGAAGUCUCAGCACCUACCGCAAACAAGGAGUUGGUUAAAUGUUGAUGGUCACCUGGUGAAUUGUGCUAUCCAUCAAAGAUGGGGAAGCAGAAUCUAAGCAGACGAUGUACAAUUGUUUCUCAUCAGCUGCUUCUGUAGUAUAUGAGAGAGAGAACUGAUUUCAAAACAUGGAGUUUGGUUCCUUUAGAAAUGAUUAAUAUAUUUAAAGACACAGUAAUCUUUUUCGCAUGCAGUGGAGACAGGCGGAAGUCCAGAGUUGCUGACAUUGUCCAAAGUAUUUAUUCUAAGCCUAUUGAAUACUUGCCAACAAGCAGUGGAUUGCAGACCUUGGAUCCUUCCUGAUGGUGUUCCGAAUGAAACACGAGGUCCUUGUAAUGAAGCACAAGAACGCUGGGUUCCGUGUUGCUUGAGUCAUUUGGCGAAUGAUGGGAGAAGUUAUCUGAAUCAUAGGCCCAAAUCAAGCUUGUACCAAUUUUCUCACUGGUCUUUCAUUUUAUACAAAGUUUCUUCAUGUCAAACUAGUUGUAUUUGGACAAAUUUGUCAACUAACUUCAGCAUUGCCAUCCAUCUUGGUGGAUAAGCAAAGGUCGUAACUACUUGGGUGUUUCCAAACAGCAUGCAGCCUGAUCUUAAGCAUAGUUUCAUGUACCUCAGUCAGCUGACUUCAAACUUUCAGAUGGAUUUGCAGUUUCAGGAUACAAUUCUGCCAAAGCUUUUCAAGAGGAACAUUUGUAGGGGUAUUAACCAUUUCCAUUAAUAGCUUUAUUUUAGAGAGAAUUUGUAUGGAAAUCCACUACAUUUUGUUUUUCUUGGACUCCUUCCUGUCACUUUCCCCCAAACAUGUAAAAUUAUGAGAUGUUGUCUCAGUACAAUUUAAACAUUGUUUAUUCAGCAUUUCAGUGAAUUUUUUCCUUUAAUUUGGAUUUUAAAAUAUGAACAAGCAUAACCUGGUUCAUCAUCAUCUGUCUUCACUGCCAUAACCCAUUACUGGAGUUGGACUAUUUAAAACCAGGCCAGUUGUUUUAACUUCUGACUGAAUAUGGCAAAACCCUUUUUGCAAGCCUUCAAGAUCAACUUUUUGACCAACAGCUUUUGUUCUUCAGUCUCUUACUGAGAUUGCUUUGGGUGACCUAUAGG
Messenger RNA from Gekko japonicus, 1596 nucleotides. RefSeq names its product diphthamide biosynthesis 3 (gene DPH3). Gene Ontology annotation, biological process: protein histidyl modification to diphthamide. The transcript is spliced from 3 exons. Gene Ontology annotation, molecular function: metal ion binding. The record is from RefSeq and is a predicted model, not a curated record. Bases 256 to 504 code for a protein of 82 amino acids. Lineage: Eukaryota; Metazoa; Chordata; Lepidosauria; Squamata; Gekkonidae.